UCCAGAGUCAAGAUGCAGGUGACAAUGUCUUUGGCUUCGUUGGUGGGCAAGUCUUCAGACAUCCACGAGGAGUACCUACGCCGCUCUUUCAGAACUAUCCUGUUGUAUGCGGAAGAAGACACGGAAAUGCAGUCUACACAGCUGCCCUCACAGGUGGAUGAACUCUUGAGGAAUCUAAACAGCAUCCUCUCAGACACAGUCAAGAUGAAAGAGUUCCAGAAAGAUCCUGAGAUGCUCAUGGACCUCAUGUAUAG
Sinocyclocheilus anshuiensis is the source of this 254-nucleotide messenger RNA. Its product is annotated as dedicator of cytokinesis protein 8-like. NCBI's taxonomy places the organism in Eukaryota, Metazoa, Chordata, Actinopteri, Cypriniformes, Cyprinidae. The annotation marks the transcript as partial. Gene Ontology annotation, molecular function: guanyl-nucleotide exchange factor activity. Gene Ontology annotation, cellular component: cell leading edge. The record is from RefSeq and is a predicted model, not a curated record. Gene Ontology annotation, biological process: positive regulation of T cell migration; positive regulation of GTPase activity; small GTPase-mediated signal transduction. The transcript is spliced from 2 exons.